AUGUAUGGAUUAUUUGAAAGUCCAAAAAAUUGGUUGGGUGAACACUAUGGUACUACUAAUAUUAAUUCAAAUAAGAACAUUUUCAAUCGAAAUGAAAGCAUCACAUUACCAUCGCAUACAGAUCAGUUAUAUCUACGUAUUGGUGAAACAAAAUGGAAAAGAAGAUAUCUUCAUAUAAAUCCAGAUGGUUUAUUUUUCAGUAAACAAAAAUCAUUCGAUAAAAAUUCUCUAAGACGUUUGAAUAUAUUUCAACCAAACUUGUAUUUAUUUUGUACAAUGGCGAAUCAGAAUGAUUCAGAAUUGCCAACUCCAUUUCGAUUAGUUAUACGGCCUAAUUCAAGUCAACAUGUAGAUCCACGAAUGACUGUUGAAAUGUGUGCUCUUAGCGAAGACGCAUGGAAAAUAUGGUAUUCUCUACUUCGUAUCGCUCUGUUUGGUAAAAGAUUAUACACUAAUUAUAUUGUCAGAUCAGAUAUUGUGAAAAUUCAUCGUGAAAACUGUUCACGUAUGGACUAUCAACUCAGGAGUUCAUCAAAUUUUAGCUCAAUCACCGACAGACCAACAUCAUUAGCUACAUAUGACUUAGAAAAUGAACAAAUACUAGGCGAUGUACACUCCUCCAUUGGUGCUAGUUCAAAGACAAGCUCUAUAGAUAUCGGAUUUCCACCAAAAUCAAACAGUUAUAGUGUAACUGAUCUAACUAAACCUGUAUACUUAAAUUCAUCAUCUAUGAAUGGUAAUCAUCACCACCACCAUCAUCAUGAUUAUCGACCAAAUGAAGCUUCAAGUUUAACUAGUCUAACUCUCUAUCCAAUACAAACAUCAAGAGAACAAUCAGUGAAUCGUCAAAGUCGGCUGGAUAGACGAAAUAUCAAAUCAGUGAAAAAACGUAUCUUUGGCUCAGGACCAUCUGCACGUCGGUGUACACGGUCUAUUAGUCAAAUUAGUUCACCAUUUAAUAUUACUUUACCGCAAUGGAUGCGUGCUAGCUAUGAAGAUAAAGUGAAUGAACGAUUUAAUGAAACAGUAUUAUAA
Messenger RNA from Trichobilharzia regenti, 1035 nucleotides. NCBI's taxonomy places the organism in Eukaryota, Metazoa, Platyhelminthes, Trematoda, Strigeidida, Schistosomatidae. The record is from the annotation of a GenBank genome assembly.